Hippoglossus stenolepis (Pacific halibut) is the source of this 5296-nucleotide messenger RNA. It is a transcript of the gene ice1, whose product is annotated as KIAA0947-like (H. sapiens). NCBI's taxonomy places the organism in Eukaryota, Metazoa, Chordata, Actinopteri, Pleuronectiformes, Pleuronectidae. The record is from RefSeq and is a predicted model, not a curated record. The coding region runs from base 129 to 4739 and encodes 1536 amino acids. The transcript has 20 exons.
CAACGUGGGUGACGCGAAAAUGUGAAGUUGUUUUGAAGCUGUGUGGAUUUAGCGGUAUGGGGCCAUGGUCGUUCUAUUGAAGACGAAAGAGAAAAGGAACUGAGAAUAACAGAGGAACGUGUGUUACCAUGAUGCCCGGGGACAGUCUGUCUAAAACGGUGGCCAUAGCUGCGGACGCGAAGUUGGGAAACUGUCAGAACUGCUCAGUUCUGCAUCAGAGCCUGACCGAGUAUGUGUCCUCCUUCCUGGCACUGAAGCAGAAGAUAACUGUCUCAGAUGACUCUAUCAGACUCCAACAACAGCUGGAGGAGCUGCAGAUCAGAUUGGUUACACUGGAGAAAAAGACUGUUGAUUAUGAAUCUAUGCAAGCUGAGCUGGAAGAAAAGAAGCGUGCUCUUGUGGCCUAUGGACAGAUUUCUGAAGAGAUGGAAAAACUGAAGCAGGAAAACAGCAAAACAGUAGCAGAAAACAAGAAGCUUGAAGAGCAGCUAAAGGAAGAGAAAGAACUGACAGAAACACAGUCACUUGAGAAUGCACAGCUGAAGAGGGGAAAGGCCGAAGUAGAAAAUGAUCUAUUAAAAACACAGACGUCUUUGAAGAAAUCUCAGGCGCGAGCAGAUCAAGUUGAAAAUCUGACAGAGGAGAAUAUCAAGAUAACAAGCAUAAAGGAUAACCUUGAAAAUAACGUUAAACUGCUUGAAGACUCAGUUUGCAAACAGAAUCAUCAAAUAUCCCAACUCACCAAAAAGAAGAUCCUGCUGGAGACAAAUAUUGAUGAUCUCCAGGCGAGACUGUUGAAACUGGAAAGAGAAAGGAGUAAAGACUAUAGGAGCACAUCAACACAAGCAAAUCCCCCAGAGGAGCAUAAAGUUGACAAAGAAAAAGUCCUGAUGCUGCUCGAAAAUUUGUGGGCAUGUGUGGAACCUCAACAGCAGCACUCACAAAAUCAGUUGCACUUAACUGGUGACACAUCAUUAAAGUCCUGCUUCAACUCCAAGCAGGUUGGACCCUCGACUCCACAACGCAGGGUGAACUCUCAUCCGAGUUUCAUGUCUCAGUCCACCUCUGACAACAACGUGGGAUCUCACUGUCACACAAUGCAGACAAAACCCUCCUACACACAGUUAAAAGCUUCUCCUCAGGCACAGAAAACCAUCAAGCACCAAGUGUCUCCUCAGCGCUCGAGUGGCAAGAAGCAAAGAGACUCUCCCAAAAAGAGCAAGCGAUUGUCCAAGGGAAACAAAACUGAGGAGUCUUCUUCGGACAAAGGCAGCUCCAGAGUUUCUGUUGAGGAGAUCAUGGAGAUGUUAAAACCGAUGCCUAGCUGCCUAUCACCAAUAUUAGACAUGGAUAAAGAGAUGGAGUCUAUGGAGACGGAUGACGGAGAAAAGGGAAACCAUCCCAGACCCUCUGAUGACUCUGCCGCUCUACAACAAGAGGCGUCCAUACUCACAACAUCAGUGUCCGGCCACUGUCCCAACCUUUGUGCACCACCAGAGGAAGAGGCCGUGGACUUGCCAGUUGUCACAGAACCUGAAGUGGAACACAUUUCGGAUGAAAGUGACUGCAAAGACUUGGGGCAGAAUGAGUUGAACAGUGUCACGGAAAUGGAGGAUAAAAGCAGUGCAGACGGUGAAGAAAUGGAUCUUCAGAAAGAAGAGCAGACUGAGCAGGAAGCAGCCACUGUGCCGACGCAGUCAACGUUGUCACCUUCUUUUUCUGCCACACCAGACGAUACAGUACUGGUUGAGGUUGUCUCGUCAGCAAGUGAAAAUCAACAACCAUCCUGCAGCAGAAAUCCCUGUCACAACUUUACCACUGACAUCAGCGAAACUGAAACUGCUCCAGAAAAGGCAAAGGAGGAUCAGUCAGAGACUAUUACAAUAAUGGAUGUAGAUGUAGACCUUAGUGAUGGUACCGGAGCCAAAACUGUCGCUGCUGAAGCUGAAGAGUCACCCAGAGGAACAGAUAACACUGUAGUUCCUGGAGAUUUGCAGCAGGGUGCUUCCUCAACAUUUACCGACUUCGUGAAAGACUCUGAGGUUUCAAACACAGAAAAUCUCUUAGAUGUUGAGAAAAGUCACGAAGACUCUUGUCUUUUGACACAGAGCCGUCAGGAGGCCUCUGGGGUAAAGCCCCAGGAGAUCCAAUCUUCCCCUGGCAAACACACAAGCGUGCCAGAAGAUGAUAACAUUUGUACGUCAGGCAGCAGUAACAGCUUCAGUAGUGUCUCAAAUGAAAUAGUUAAAGAGGGGCUUGAAAACAAUGGACCCAUUAAACAUAUUGAGGUAGAAAAUAAUAAUGACGAACAAAAAAUCGAAAGAGUUGAUACAAUUCUUCAUUCUUCCCCAGAGUCACACGGCAGCACUAGAUGUCAAUCACCUCAAGUAUGUUCACGGUUAAAGAUGGAGGAUGCAGACGAGGUUCAAACUGGCCAGAAUUCUGACCAAGUAAAUGUUGAAACUCCAGAAGAGAACCUUGAAAUAGAGACAUUGAACAAAGAAAUAACGUCUGAUCAUGAAUCUUCCCUUUCUGUUUCCCAAGAGACGUUGAGUGUUGACUGUGAGUCUUUAAAAGAAAACACACAUUCUCUGUGCAGGCAGUUGAGUCCCACGUGUCUGAUACCCACUGUAAAACUGAAGGUUUUGCAAACUCACUCAAACAUUGAAAAGUUGACUGUGGAUGAUGAGCACGUUUCAACAAACAACACAGCUGUUCCUGAUCCGGAGGAGAAAGGUGUGAUUGAAACUGCUGCCGUCAAAGACGUCUCUCGGGACAGAAUCGUCACACGGAGCACCGCCUCAUUAAUUCAGAGAGCGGCUGCCACGAAUAGGCAGAACAACGGUUUGGAGCAACAAAGUGACCCGGCAGCAGCUUCAUCUACAUCUACAGAUCAACCACAGCAAGGCUUGGGUGAAGUUCGCUCUGAGAUGGGCCCCCCACUUCCUCCUCUCCUAACCCCUCUGAGCACACCCACAAAAGCAGGUAAAUCCAUCAGUCCGCGGCAGGCUAUUGGGAAACUCUCAUUUCCCUCACCCAUGGAUAGGCUGGCUUCUCCUAUCACCCCUGUUCUGAGCCACAGGACACCCAACAGUCGCCAUCUAAGGUCUUCAACCUCAAACAGUCCCCUCCCUUCAAAUGAAGUCCCCUCAUCGCCGCUUCAGUUCGGCUCUGCCACGCCCAAACACGCCGUGCCGGUACCGGGUCGCCUGCCGAUAAAAGCCAUGAAUUCCUCGCCUUCCUCCUCCAGUCCGUCUCAGGAAAACUCCAUUAGAUUUCUCGACACCAUGUAUCCAGAGAUGUCGCCCCGCGCCAGAACUCUGAGCAUCCUCAGAGGGAACGUUAAUCUCAGCAUUUGUUCAUCGGAGAACGGGACGUUACCCAAGACAUCUGAAAAUCAGAUGUCCGGCUUUAAGACCAUCAACUCCACCUCGACGGCCUUCACCAAGGCUGAGAUGAGAGGGGAAAAAAGACAGGCCACCAGUUUGCUUGAGCCCAAAAACAGCAAAUGGUGCAGGCUUGAUAGCCACUCUCCCACCACCAGCCGUAUGCAGGUGCCUUCUUGCUCAUCAAACAGUGGAGAAGAGAGCGCCUCACCCCAGAGGUUGAAGCUUGAACAGCUCAAAAAUCCAUCUCAGUCGACGGACAGUGGAGAACCUGCAGAGCAAAAUCUGGCUGAUGUUUUAAAGAAAAUUGAAAAGCAGUGUUUUGAUGUAUUGCCUGUGAUACAGAGCCAUAUCCACGUUGGUAACCUCCCCAAAAAACCUGUCUUGAGGGAUGAAGAGAAGGAGGUCAUCUCUGAGAUUUGCCACAGCAGCUUGCUCAAGGCGGAUGAUGUGAUUUCAGCCAUCCUGCACAAACUGAAAACUGAGAAGAAGGACCUCAGCACAAACUACAUGCAGGCUCUCUGUAGAGUCUACACAGGCAUCUGUAGGCAGAAGAGAGACUGGGAGAAGGCUCACAUCCUGGCGUACAGCAUUCUCACAGAAGAUUUCCCAGAUUCUGCCAAGCUGAUUUUGUUUAUGGUGACGACGUGGCCCAGUCUUCUCUCACACAGCAGCUGUUUGUGCCGGGCCAUACACACUGUCACCAAACUGAAAGCACCACAAGAGAUUCUCGGCUCACUUUCAGCAUUCCUCGGCUGGGAAAAGAAUCCUCCCUGUGAAAUCGACCAGCUGAUCUCCAGAGUGCUGUCUGAUAUCCGUUCAGGGUCAGAUGUGUCUUUCACCAAACACAGUCGGUACGGGUGGGACCUGGGGACUCAGGCGUGGGAACAUGUCUUCACACUGCACCUUCUCUGUACUCACAAGAAGUGGAAGUGGACCUAUGGAAAUUUAUUAGGUAAAGAGUUGUGGCCUUUAAUGAACACAUGGGUGACGCAGCCCAGAGAUCAACAAGCACCUGUUUCUGAUCUAACUGUCGCCACUGUGCUCCGACUCAUAGGAUGCCUCUGUCAGCUGGGAAUGAAAGAGAGGUGUGUGUCCUCUGUGGUAACUGUCGCCAAUGUCAUCAACACGUUUGGUCGACAUGGACAGAACGAAGGUGUGCCUUGGGAGGUCCAGCUAGCAGCCGUGUACUGCAUGUACGAACUGUCGCCCUGCAACCCAAAACAAGCCCUGGACGCUCUCGCAGAGUGGAGAGGAGAGACGACUCAGAACGCCCCCCCUGCUGUCACUAGCUACAUUAACCAGUUGGCCUCCAUCUGCAGACAGUCAAGAGCUGAGAGAGACACGUGUUAGAGAAAGUAAUGUGGACAUGCAUUCAUUUUAAAGACAGGAGAAUGAAGACGCCACCAUACUUCCAUCUAUUAAUUUUAACUCACUGACUGGCUGCCUCUGAUGGAGGUGUUUGGAUCGAUGAACAGUCACAAAUGGGUUUUGUGCCAUCUUAUAUUCAAAGACUUCUUAAACAUAUUCUGUUUUUGUCUUUUAUGUACACUUCUGCACGUGUAGAGUAACUGCUCCAAUUUUGUAGUAAAUGUUUCCUCCAUUUUUAAUGACACACAUAGAAUUUGGUUUUCUAUUCUUUUAGCUGUCCACACUCUGUUUCAUAUGAAUUCCUCCCUGUCUAUUAUACUCAGGUAAUGCUCUGAAAAUAUUGUAAAAUGUGUACAUUUGUAUUCUGACUCAACUGGGUGCUACUGUAAAUGUUUCUUCGUUAAUUUUUGUGUAAAUAUAAGGUGCUUUGUACUAAUGAAAAUAUGAAAUGUUUUGUACAGUUGAAAGAUUCAGAGGUUAUUUAAGUCUUUUUUUCUUUUUUUUUCAAAUUAAAAUUUCCAUUUAUUGAGACAAAACAA